This is a messenger RNA of Tuber aestivum (summer truffle), 3047 nucleotides long. NCBI's taxonomy places the organism in Eukaryota, Fungi, Ascomycota, Pezizomycetes, Pezizales, Tuberaceae. The record is from the annotation of a GenBank genome assembly.
AGGUAUCACCGGUAACAUCGUAGAGCAGGGAAUUCACUGGCAGAAGACAGCAGCAGCUCGUACCAGUGUUUGAAACUCUUCAUCUCCGAUCUCUGUGAUGAGGGGACAAUAAUGCCGAUUCAAACUGCACUGCUAGCCCACUAGCCUCCUUGGCGCUCGCGAGCUCCGGGGGCUGCAACUCAUCUCGAGCAGGGAAGCCACAAUACAGUCGGGCUGAUUGCGAUCCAGGGGAUCGGACCUUUUCUGCUCCUCUCACCCACUAUCUGCAAUAAUCCCUCCGAGCAGCAUCUAUCCGAUCAUUUGCUGUUCUCCGUUUGGUAUCCCUCCGUCACCAUCGCCUCAACUACUCCUCCGCAUCACCCCUCACCACCCCGCUACCCCUUUCAACCCCGCAUUUUCGCCCGACAAUUCCCAUCCCAAAAAAAUAUCUGCGCUCAAUGGCACCAGCUAAAGAUCCGAAUACUCUCUCCAAUCAUCUGGAAUUUUCUACCACUCAUACAGCUAUCUCGUUGACUUUGUCGUUCUCGAAAUCCUCACUUUAUGGUGAAGUCGAGUUGACAUUGAAGACUCUUGCAGAUGAUCUGAAGCAAGUUGUGCUUGACACCAGCUUUUUAGAUAUUAAAGUCGUUGCGGUUAAUGGUAAGGGUGCGAAGUGGACUGUUGGAGAUCGGGUUGAGCCAUAUGGAAGUCCCUUAAGGGUUGAUCUUGAGAAGGCUGUCAAUUCUGGGGAUGAAGUCAUAGUUAAGGUAAUUCUUCUCUUCCAAGUCCUUCGCUUUGGUAUCUACGAUAUAACUCCCGGCUUUAUUGUAGGUCACAUGGGGCACUACCGAGAAGUGUACCGCGCUUCAAUGGAUGACCCCCGAGCAAACAUCAAACAAGAGGCACCCGUAUAUGUGUAACCAUCGCCACUAGCACUCCCGGCUGUAGCUUUGCUAACCAUCUCAAAGUCUCACAAUGUCAAGCGAUUCAUGCUCGCUCACUAUACCCCUGCCAAGAUACUCCCUCGAUAAAGUCCACCUUUGAUUUCUCCAUCCGCUCACCCCUUCCCGUGUGUGCAUCCGGUCUCCCCACUGGCGUUCGUCACUUUGUCCCAGCAACUUCUCCAUCGGAGCCGGGGACUCUAGUGUACACCUUUAGGCAGCCGAUCCCAAUACCGUCCUACCUGAUGGCAAUUGCAUCGGGUGAUAUCGCGAAUGCAGCGGUUGGACCUCGUAGCUUGGUUUAUGCUGGUCCUGAGGAACUUCUUCGGUGUAAGAGGGAAUUAGAAGAUGACGUCGAAACCUUCAUUAAGACAGCCGAGUCUUUGAUAUAUGCAUACGAAUGGACAACCUACAAUGUGCUAAUCCUCCCACCUAGCUUCCCCUACGGUAUGUGACUGCGUACUCCUGACUAGGGAACAACAGAUUAACACUAGCUGGUUAGGUGGAAUGGAAAACCCAUGCAUAACCUUUGCAACUCCAACAAUUAUCUCGGGCGAUAAAUCCAAUGUCGAUGUCAUUGCACAUGAACUUUCUCACAGUUGGUCUGGAAACCUAGUCUCCAACGCCUCAUGGGAGCACUUCUGGCUCAACGAGGGGUGGACAACCUACAUCGAACGGAGGAUCCAGGGUAAGGUUCACGGAGACAAACAUUUCCAUUUCUCGGCAAUCAUCGGGUGGAAAGCUUUCAAGGAAUCCGUGGAGCUUUUCGGUGCAGACCACGAAUUCACAAAACUGGUGAUUGAUCUCAAAGGAAAAGACCCCGACGACGCAUUUUCUAGUAUUCCCUACGAGAAAGGCUUUAACUUCCUCUAUUACCUCGACAGACUUAUAGGAAGGGAAAAAUGGGAUACCUUUAUUCCUCACGUAAAUCCCACUGCCCCCUCUUGCAGCAUCAAGCUAACAAUAUACAGUACUUUUCAAGCUACCGUAGGAAGUCUCUUACUUCUUUCGAUUUCAAGGACACUCUUCUAUCCUUCUUCUCCAAAGAUGUAGAAGCUUCUUCUGUUCUCGCAAAUGUCGACUGGGACACCUGGUUCUACAAACCUGGGCUCCCCGAAAAACCUGACUUUGAUACGACACUAGCGGAUGCAUGCUAUGCUCUCGCCGGCUCCUGGCAAGCCCUGAAUUCCUCCAACUCUUCUUUCAAACCCUCGCCGUCAGAUAUCUCCGGCUGGACAUCCGGCCAAAUUGUCGUCUUCCUCGAGCGGAUCACAGACUUUCCCACCCCUCUUCGCAAGCAUCUCAUAGAGCUCAUGCGUGAUGAAUACGGAUUCCUUAAGAGCGAGAAUGCAGAGAUAUUGAGCCGUUUCUUGACGGUCGGUCUCAAAGCAAAAGACGAGAAGCUUUACCGCAAGACAGCAGAGGUAUUGGGUAGGUGGGGGAGAAUGAAGUUCGUCAGACCUUUGUAUAGGCUAUUGAACGAGUGCGAUAGGAAGCUGGCAUUGGAGACCUUUGAGAAGAAUAAGGGCUUCUAUCAUCCAAUCUGUAGGGGGGUCGUGAUGAAGGAUUUGGGGAUUAGUUAGAUGGGGGUCCUGCAUGGUUGAUAUGAGGAUUCUACUGUAUCAUAGCCCUGAGAUCUAAAUCUACCCGAGCUAGAUCUAGUAAGCAAGUUGUAGUUGUGAUAUCGUACGAGAUCUCUAUUGCGUUGAGCGAUAGACGAUCGGCCCCUCUUGACAUUUUUAUUUUGUUGUCGUACAGGGAAGACAUCGUAGCCCUUCCGUACCCACUUGGGUUUCCAAUAUCGACCAGCUUCACUCUUUGGAGUAUCAUAGAUUAUUUGACGUUUGCCCCCGGGCGUAGACCUAGAGGUAUUACCGUCGGUGGAUUCAGUUCCGUACUAGGGUGUGGUCUACAUCAUAUUGGCCGGUUGCUGUGCUGGUAUCGUAGAGCCUUGUUUAGGCCCUGUUUGGCAUGACACAGAAUAAAAAAACUCAGUUUUUAUGAAAAUAGUAAUGCUUAGUAGGCCUAAAGUUUUUUUUCCCUACCUGAAUAAGUGACUGUCAUUUUAGGUAUAAUCUAUAGUAACAUAUUAUUGUAAUAAAUAUUUGUUUAUAAAUUAAUACUAGC